Messenger RNA from Ornithorhynchus anatinus (platypus), 531 nucleotides. It is a transcript of the gene SMIM32, whose product is annotated as small integral membrane protein 32. The coding region runs from base 49 to 369 and encodes 106 amino acids. Lineage: Eukaryota; Metazoa; Chordata; Mammalia; Monotremata; Ornithorhynchidae. The record is from RefSeq and is a predicted model, not a curated record. The transcript has a single exon.
UCCUGCCCGAUCGAUCGCCUGGAGCGGGCGGGCGACCGAAACGGGAACAUGUUCGGCCAAUUCCUCAAUUCGACCAGCGUGGCGGGAGCGCACCUGGUCGCUCGGCCCGGCCCCCUCUAUCCCAAUGCCACGCAGCGGCCCGUCGGCUCUUCGGGCUUCUAUCUGCCGACGGCCAAGGUCCUGAAGGAAGGAGAAAUGAGCAAGGCCGAUCUGGUGACCUACGUGGUUCUCUUUUCCUUCCUGCUCGUAACCGUGUCCGUAAUCGUCCUUUUCAUCAACUGCCAGUUGAAGAACUCCUCCUUCGCCACGUUACCUUACGACAGGUCUCUGAGAGAGGCCAGGAAUCCGUGGAGAACCCAGGAGGUCUAGAUCCCCACCCCUCCCGCCCGCGAAGACGUCGGAGUUAAAGGGGACUGCCCCCGAUGCCGGCUGUUCCGAGCGGAUCCUCAGCCAGACCGUCCCCACGAGAAAAUCCUUUAAUUCCCUUUGGCCACCGAGUGGAUGCCGGCACCUUUGACUGGGAGACUCGUU